GCCACAUGAAAUUCUAUAAAUUUCGUCGGUAAUCUUCACUAAAAAUAAUCUAAACGUAUCUUACGAAAUCAAACACCCUACUUCCUAACCAUGCCUAUCUUUUCCGAUCACGCAUAUACUUCAAUCACCAUCAAAAUCAACCAGCUCGCCGAGCACACUAACACCGACACCGACGAGGACCUGUUGGAGCUAUAUCUUUCUGAUCUUCUUGAAUUGAUCAAGAUACAACCUAGUUCUGGAGCCAAGGAGGCUGCCCGUGCAGUUAGAAAGAAGAUCAAGUAUGGAGAAGGUGUGCAAGAACAGCUUCGCGCCUUGCAGAUUUUAGAAUUGCUUGUGUUGAAUUCAGGCACGGCUAUAGGGAAAAUCAUUGCCCGUGAUGAUAAGCUAAUUGAUGUUCUUCAAGGGAUUAUCCGUGGUAAUGGAAAGACUGGCGAUGGUGUUGCAUAUGACAAAAGGGUUAAAUCGAGAGUUGUCGCUAUGGCUAAAGGUUGGAAACAUGAAUUGGCUGAUAUGGGUGAUGAGUACAAGUACAUGCAAGGGUUGUACAAAACAAUUCCCGGGGCCAAGAGAAGAGAUCGCGAACGUGAACGAAGUGAACGUGGUAAUGAUCGUGAAGAUCUGUAUGAUAUUCCUGAUGACUCUCGUGACGCAUUCAAUGACGAAUCAGCAGACGUUUCCCCACCAAGAACUCCACGCAGAAGAAGAAGAGAAACCCCAAGAGAGACUCCUCGUGAUACUCCUCAGGAUUCUGCCAGAGAAAUACCAAAAGAAGACAAGAAAUCAAAGAAAAAGUCUAAAAAGAAAAAGGGAAUUGUAUAUGCUGAUCAAGAAUUUGAAAUCCCACAGAUUAACUACAAGGUAGAAGCACCCAAGAUCAGAGAUCUCCUUGCAUCCUCGUACACUCACUCAACAACGUUAUCCAACUUGCUUCUUCAACUUCCAGGAGGUGAAUCGCCCUUAGAUAACGAUAAAUGUCUUGAUGAAUUUCAAAACUGUAAGAAAAUCCGCCGGAAAAUCUUACACUAUUUACAAUAUGUCGGUGCUGGGUCAUCCAGUGCUAAAUCUUCCGAGGUUGCUGCAUUAGAUGAGGAGUUCUUGGGAAGUUUAAUUAGUGCCAAUGAACAAUUAGUAGAAGUGUUUAAGAAGUUUGACAUCAAGGCAGGUUACAACAAUGCUCAAAACAGUGUCCCUACUUAUGGAGAAGAAAGUGACAGCGAUAGCAGUUACUAUACUGAAUCAGACAGUGAAGAUUCAAUCGAAGAAAGAAUGAAUCAUAUGAAUUUGAACAAGUCUCCUCCACCACCCCCAAAAGUAAGAUCCCCUCCACCUCCAAGACCAAGCAAACCAGCGGCAUUAUCCAAACCAGUUCCUGUGGCUCAAGUGGACGAUAACCCAUUUGGCGAUGGUAAUGCUGUAUCUCAUUCAAUUUAUGAUUAGCUAAGUGUAUAUUUUAAUUUUUCUUACCAAUGUAUUGCUAUAAUAGACUUUUAUUAAUAACGAUAUCAAUACGAGUGCU
Spathaspora passalidarum NRRL Y-27907 is the source of this 1516-nucleotide messenger RNA. RefSeq lists its product as uncharacterized. Gene Ontology annotation, biological process: endocytosis; actin cortical patch localization; actin filament organization. Lineage: Eukaryota; Fungi; Ascomycota; Pichiomycetes; Serinales; Debaryomycetaceae. The transcript has a single exon. Gene Ontology annotation, cellular component: actin cortical patch. The annotation marks the transcript as partial. The record is from RefSeq and is a predicted model, not a curated record. Gene Ontology annotation, molecular function: phosphatidylinositol binding; ubiquitin binding.